AUGUAUUUUAUAGAGGCUGCUCCACUUACAUGUUUGAGUCUGAGGUGGUACCUCUCAGAUUCAAACUUAGUCUCACUCUGCGUGAAGCCAGACAGGAGCGACAACAACAACACCCACGACAAUAACGACGACGAGGACAAUGACAACGGCAACAGCAACGACAACGACAACAACGACGAGAACGACAGCGACAACGACGACAAUGAAAACGACGACAAUAAAAAUAACGACGACAACGACAACAGUGACAAAAACGACAACUACGACAACAACGACGACGACGACAACAGCGCUGCUAAAGCGCCCAAGCAAUCUGUUCAGCCAGCACCGAUUCCCGUUGCUCAAGCCGUUUCGCGUGAAGCAGUCGUUGCUGGACGAAAGGCAGGUGUUAACCCAAAAUGCCUGUGGGCUUCACAUUUUGAGAGAUAA
This is a messenger RNA of Penaeus indicus, 429 nucleotides long. RefSeq lists its product as uncharacterized. Bases 1 to 429 code for a protein of 142 amino acids. Lineage: Eukaryota; Metazoa; Arthropoda; Malacostraca; Decapoda; Penaeidae. The record is from RefSeq and is a predicted model, not a curated record. The transcript has 3 exons.